Messenger RNA from Hypanus sabinus (Atlantic stingray), 1474 nucleotides. RefSeq names its product dehydrogenase/reductase (SDR family) member 12 (gene dhrs12). The record is from RefSeq and is a predicted model, not a curated record. Lineage: Eukaryota; Metazoa; Chordata; Chondrichthyes; Myliobatiformes; Dasyatidae. The coding region runs from base 29 to 1087 and encodes 352 amino acids. The transcript has 10 exons.
ACCCGGCUCCGGUCUGUUUCCGGAGGGCAUGAAAUGUUUGCGGAGACAGGAGUCAGGAUCACGUGCUAACCGAGUCGGAAGAUCAGAUGCUGGCGUGGAGAUGACCUACUACAGGAACUGCGUCUGGUUGCUGAAGGGUCUCCGGGAGUACACCCGGAGUGGAUACGAGGCUGCAGCACGGCACUUUGAUGCCAAAGAUCUGGAUGUUGAUGUGACAGGAAGGUGCUUCCUGAUCACUGGAGCCAACAGUGGGAUUGGCAAGGCUGCUGCCCUGGAAAUUGCAAGGCGAGGGGGAACUGUUCAUCUCGUCUGUCGAAACAACGAGCGAGCUGAAGAGGCCAAGGCUGAGAUUGUGAAUGCCAGCAAUAAUCAGGAAGUUUUUGUCCACAUCUUGGACUUGUCAAAGCCAACGAUGAUCUGGACGUUUGCAAAUGAAUUCCAACAAACCCAUGGCAAGCUGAAUGUUAUGAUCAACAAUGCAGGCUGUAUGAUCCAUGAACGCCAGAUGACUGCAGAUCAGUUGGAGAGCAACUUUGCCACUAAUACCUUGGGUGCAUAUAUAUUAACCACAGCUUUGAUACCUCUCCUCCAAAAGUCUGAAGAUGCUAGAGUGAUCACAGUGUCGUCAGGAGGAAUGCUCGUUCAGAAACUAAAUGUGGAAGAUUUGCAAUUUGAGACGGGGCAAUUUGACGGGACCAUGUCUUAUGCACAGAACAAGCGCCAGCAAGUAAUUAUGACGGAACAAUGGGCCAAGACGUACAAGAACAUUCACUUCUCCUCCAUGCAUCCCGGCUGGGCUGAUACCCCAGCUGUGAGAGCUUCCAUGCCCAGUUUUCAUGCAAGGAUGAAGGACAGAUUGAGGACGGCGACUCAGGGGGCAGACACAUUGGUCUGGCUUGCUGUCUCCAGCUCAGCGUCACAGCAACCCAGUGGCCUUUUCUUCCAGGAUCGGAGCCCAGUGUCUACUCAUCUCUUUUUGGCCCAGACGAGAGCCACAGCUGAAGAGGAGCAUAAACUAAUGAAAGUUCUGGAGGAAUUAGCAGAAAAGUUUAAGCCUGGUACUUGUGACAAUGCUAGCCCGAAAUGAAUUAUCACUGGAAUCAAAGUCCUGAUCCCUGUUCAUUCACAUCACGACAAUCCCAACACAAACUGAAUGACAACUCAGUUUAACUCUGAUAAAUUUGGUAUCCCACUCUUCUAACACUACAUUCUCAAUACAGUGGAGAGUGGAUCCUUGGCCACUUAUUGCUUGUCAGAUAGAAUGUUUGUAAGCAUUUUCAAUCUUUUGAUACUCGCCUCUAUGGUGUUUUUUUCUGUUUUAUUUCUUCACCCUUGAAUAAACUCUACACAUCUCCUUUACACUUUCAGCCUUUUAAAAUGUGCCUUUUAAAUGUUAAAUAGUGUAAAUGCUGCUUAAAUUAGUCCAAUUUCUUGUUUUGUAAAAUUAAUAAAAUAAGCAUAUGCAAGAAUUACA